ACCCGAUAAUAAAGUAGCAAGUACAUUAACUGGCUGAUACUUAUCUGUCAUUAUCUUAUCAAAGACGUAAGUGCUCGCCGUGUGCCGAACUACUGGGGGCUGAACAUAUCCGAAAACCUCUUUCUAACGACUGCGUACUGUUAUAGUAAAGAGAACAUCAACAUUGUAUCCCAGUGUGCACGGUCCAACUCCUGAGUAGCCAUGUCAUAUGCUUUUGGUGUGUUGCUGUGUGCGACGCUAUGUGGAGCUGUGCCUGUGCUUAGACUUCGAAGCUGGCUCCCCAUUCCUGACGCCUCCAGCCGCCUCCUACCUUUCCUGGGAACCGCAGACAAAGUUGCAUGGGACGACCAGGACAGCUACCUGUACGUUAUAGGUACCCAAGCUGAGACUCUGCAUAUCGUGGACGUGGCGAAUCACAGCGAUCCCCAGAUUGUGUUCACUCGUGUAUUCAGUGAGAUAGCAGAUGGUAUCCCACAAGCUAUUGCCUUUUGUCGUAGUCCCAUGCGUGAGGAGUUGGUCAUAGCGUUCUCCGCCAGGGAUAGGCUGAAUGAGGGACAUGUGGAGGUCUUCAAACCAUUCCUUCGUUUCGACCAGACUCUUACACUCCUCGGAAGAGUAGCAACUGAAGCCGACCCAUCUGCUGUGAAGUUUGACAGUUCCUGUUUCCAUUUUGUCGUGUCAUGCGAGGGUCGACCUGGCAAGAGAAACAACGCAUUUGAAGACCCUUUGAGUCACGUAGAUGUGUUUGAACCCCAAGUGAAUGGCUGGACCAAACUCACCAUAAAUUUCCAGGGUGCGAGAGGACUGGAUCAAGCCAGAUACGUUUAUAAGGACGGCAACAAUCCCCAACAUUCGAUACUCAACGACCUAGAGCCCAGUGACCUUGCAAUAGACGAUGACAACCGCGUCUACGUCAUCUUCCAUGAAAACAAUGCUAUAGCCAAGUUCGACCUGGACAAUCUGGCGGGCGGUGUAGACAUAUACAGCCUUGGCACCAAAGACUGGAACAACUUUGACAUCGACACCAGUGACAAAGACAAUGUUGUGAGUCCUGGGAACGACAAUGUCAACCUUGUGCGUCGGAACAUUCGGAGUUUCUAUCAGGCAAAGAACGCUGACAUACUCCACUUUAACAACAGCACCUUCCUUGUGACCGCCAACACCGGGGCAUACAAGGCCUACACCACAGCUGUAGAGGGGGUAGCAUUUAACGAGGCAGUCAGAGCACGCCUUAUUGAUGAUUCUUUGUUUGAUCCGAAUCUUGAUGCAACUACAAAAUCGGCCUUGAACGAUGAUGCUGAACUCGGUCGCCUGUUUGUCAGCACUUUACAACAACCGUCAGAUGGAUGGGACCCCCUGUUUGGUUACUUCAAGCAUGCAUAUGCCUACGGUGGUCGGAGCUGGUCGAUGUGGAACGCCGACGGCGUGAACCAGGUGUAUGACAGUGGAAGCGAUUUAGAGUACGAAGUCAGCCAGUACAAUAGAUCUGUCUUCAAUGGAGAUUGUUUUUCGCAAAGCUUGUCGCCACCUCAGCAUCUAGACACAAGGUCUGACGACAUGGGCCCUGAACCGUCGGCGAUAGCGACAGGGAUGUUCCAUGGGCAGCCUAUUGUUGCGGUGGGCAGUGGUCGUAUGGGAGGAAUAUGGCUGUACUCAGUGGCAGAAGGAGAGGGCGUGGGCUUGCCAACAGCAACCUUCCUCAGUUACAUACGCCUGGGAGACAUCAACGGCAACUGGCGUACCUUAUAUGACAACGAUGCUGCUGGCGUACAGUACAUCAGUGAUUUACUUUUCGUGAAUCACCACGAUCAUGAGAUGGUUAUCGCCGUGGGCUCCCAGAUGGGUGCCAUUGCUUUCCUCGAGUUCGAGGAAGAUUCUUUCCCUUAAUCCUUGUAUCGCAAUGUAUGAUCAAUGGCAUUAUCGACAGUAUUGGUA
Messenger RNA from Haliotis rubra (blacklip abalone), 1935 nucleotides. RefSeq lists its product as uncharacterized. The record is from RefSeq and is a predicted model, not a curated record. The transcript has 11 exons. Lineage: Eukaryota; Metazoa; Mollusca; Gastropoda; Lepetellida; Haliotidae. The coding region runs from base 202 to 1887 and encodes 561 amino acids.